Haplochromis burtoni (Burton's mouthbrooder) is the source of this 1418-nucleotide messenger RNA. RefSeq names its product polymeric immunoglobulin receptor. The transcript is spliced from 7 exons. Bases 731 to 1216 code for a protein of 161 amino acids. The record is from RefSeq and is a predicted model, not a curated record. Lineage: Eukaryota; Metazoa; Chordata; Actinopteri; Cichliformes; Cichlidae.
UGUGUUCAGAGGAGUGGAAAGAGAGAGGAGUCAAAGCAAGAGAUUUUUAACAGAGCUCCAGUGAAACAGUAAACCAUCAGAGCCUCGUUAUGAACACCCUUCACAGUUUGAUCUACUUCUUCUUCGUUUCUCUGCAGGAGGGAAACCCUGAAGUCACCGAUGCUCAGAUUCUUCACUAUGGAGUCAUUGGAGGAGAUUUGAAAGCUGGAUUCUCCUUUAAUUCUGCAGGAACAUGGAAGAUGUUCUGCAGAGAAGAAUGUGAAGGAGAAAACAUUCUCAUUAAUACAACUGAUGUCAGAGCUCAAACAGGCAGAUACAGCAUUGAAUAUGAAUGGACUGGUUCUCAUGUUUUAUCUGUGAGCAUCUCAAAGCUGACUGAGUCUGACUCUGGACAGUACAGCUGUGGUUUUGGUGGAUCUUCAUCAUCAGCUUCACUCACACCGUUUGUGAUCGUUGUUGCUGAAGCACUGCUGGAUGGAAACGAUGAUCAGCUGAAACACUUCGAUAAAGAAACUGGAAGCUCUCUCACAGUCGGAUGUUCCUUUAAACAACCUGGAGACAGAGGGUUCUUCUGCAGAGGAGAGUGUGGAGGAGACAACACUCUUGUUCAAACAGAUGAUGUCAAAGCUCAGAGCUGCAGAUACAACAUUGGAUAUGCUUCACAUACAGAUCCAGGAGUUCUGUAUGUGAGCAUCACACAGCUGACCAAGUCUGACUCAGGACGGUACAGAUGUUUACUGAGGGAUCUUCCAGCAGUUCAUUCAGAGACUUUGAGGUCACUGUCACAGACGUCAUCCCAUCAUUAACUGGACAGAACCAGUAUGGGCUGUAUGUGGGUCUGACUCUGACGGUCACCAUCAUCCUGGUCUCAGUGUCUGUGCUGAUAUUCUACAAGAAACGAUCCUCUAAACGAAAAGAUGUUCCUGUGGAAACACAGUAUGCUGAUGUCACAGAGGCGACAGACAACUCAAACAAACUCACCCAUAGUGCACUGAGUUUUCUUAACAAGGCCCGUGUCUCUCCCAGCAACGCCUCCUGUAGUAACACCGAUGAAGUUGUCUCCUCCGUGUCUCGAAAAGUGCACUUUAAGGACUUUAGUCCAGUUUCUACAUGUAAAGCCUCAAACUACCAGAACCUUAAUGGAGCCACCAGAGACCAGGACCAAAUCUACUCCACACUCAAAAUCACUGACCAGACUCUCCAGACUCAGAGCUGAACAUGAACAUCGAAAGGACAAUAAAAAUCAAAUAAAAUUAAUAUUUCUAGUCUGGGUUAAAAGCCAAGCCAAAAAAAGAUGAUGCAGUGAGUCAGAGUAGCGUCCAGUCAUAAAGCUGGCCAAGCUAGUUUUUGCAUAUUUGUGAAGAAUUCAUGUAUCUGUCAUAUUAGCAGUCAAAACAAAAUCUUUUUAAAAGCACAGA